This is a messenger RNA of Miscanthus lutarioriparius, 909 nucleotides long. The record is from the annotation of a GenBank genome assembly. Lineage: Eukaryota; Viridiplantae; Streptophyta; Magnoliopsida; Poales; Poaceae.
AUGGGGGCGUGGGUGUCGGUACUGCUCGGGAUGGACGGAGCCGAGGCGGCGGCGGCGGCUGCCGGUGCCGGGCCUGCUGCUGUGGGCCUGGGCGACCUGCCGGAGCUCUGCGCCGCGCAGGUGCUGCUCCGGCUCGACCCGCCGGAGAUCUGCAGGCUCGCGCGGCUCAACCACGCGUUCCGCGGCGCGGCGGGGGCGGACUUCGUUUGGGAGGCCAAGCUGCCGGAGAACUACAGCUACCUGAUGGAGUUCGUCGGGAGCGGCGACGAGGGCAGGCGGAGGCGGCGGCGGGCCGGCAAGAAAGAGAUCUAUGCCAGGCUCGCCAGGCCUGUGCCUUUCGGCGACGGCCAGAAGGAAUUCUGGUUGGACAAGAGCAAAGGCAUGAUCUGUAUGGCACUAUCGUCCAAAGCACUGGUGAUAACUGGGAUUGAUGAUAGAAGAUACUGGCAACACAUGCCAACUUCGGAAUCAAGUUUCCAGUCUGUAGCUUACCUUCAGCAAAUCUGGUGGUUUGAGGUGGCUGGUGAAGUCGAUUUCUGCUUCCCUGUUGGAACAUAUAGCUUGUACUUUAGGGUCCAUCUUGGGAAGUUCUACAAACGAUUUGGCCGCCGCCAUUUCUCCUCAGAGCAUGUGCAUGGUUGGGACAAGAAGCCUGUGCGCUUCCAGCUAUCGACCUCCGACGGGCAGCAGGCAUUGUCUCAGUGCUACCUGGAGGAGCCCGGGAGCUGGGUCCUGUACCAUGCUGGCGAUUUUGUGGCCUCAAAGCCUGACCAGCCGAUGAAGCUGAAGUUCUCCAUGGCGCAGAUCGACUGCACGCACACAAAAGGCGGGCUGUGCAUCGACUCGGUGCUCUUCUAUCCGAAAGGGAAGGGGCUUCAGCAGGAGAGAGUGGUCAGGUCUCAGAAGUGA